AAGAAGUUGGAAAAUCCAGGACUACCUUAGUAGAAUAUUUUUCUUCUUCAUACACAGAGAUGGAUUUACAGUCGAUAGUUUUGUGGCUAGUGAUCGGAAUCGUAUCGACAAUCUUCUUAUUUUUUAAGAAAAGAUAUUCUUACUGGAAAGAUCGCGGCGCAGAAUAUGUAGAACCUACGAUCCCAUAUGGAAAUUUACCAUUUUGGAAAAAAAUGCAUACCAAGGAAAUACUAGGACGCAUUUAUGAUAAAAAAAGUGGAAAAAGUCCUUUCAUUGGAGCGUUCUUUUUUGCGACACCAGUCGUUAUUGCUACGGAUCUAGAUUUUAUUAAAAGUGUUCUGAUAAAAGACUUCAGCAGCUUUCACGGACGUGGAAUAUUCGUCAAUGAACUAGACGAUCCGUUAUCUGCACAUCUGUUUUCCCUGGAUGGAGAAAAGUGGAAAUCCUUGAGAGCCAAACUAUCACCGACAUUCACUUCAGGGAAAAUGAAGUUUAUGUUCCCGACUGUUGUCGAAGUGGCUGAUCGCUUCAAUGCAAGUCUGGCUGAGCUGGUAACGGAAAGAGCCACAAUGGAGAUUAGGGACCUACUAGCGCGAUUUACAACGGACGUGAUUGGAACUUGUGCAUUUGGAAUCGAAUGUAAUAGUAUGAAAACACCUAAUUCAGAAUUUCGUCGAUACGGUUCAAGAGCUUUCGAUGAUCCAGCCCAUUCCACCCUACUUCAAGUAUUUAGUUUCCAAUAUCCGAAUCUGGCAAAGAAGUAUUUUCAUAUGAGGGUAUUCAAAAAGGAUGUAACCGACUUCUUCAUGGAUACAGUCCGCGGAACUAUUGCGUUCCGUGAGAAGAAUAAUGUACGUCGUAACGAUUUCAUGGACUUAUUGAUUCAGUUAAAAAAUGGUGGUUUGCUCGAAGAUGAACAUUCAAAAAAACUUGGAAAGCUGACCAUCGAGGAAGUUGCCGCCCAGGCUUUUCUAUUUUUCAUAGCAGGUUUUGAAACAUCCUCAACCACGAUGAUGUUCGCUUUACAUGAAUUAUCUUUAAAUCCUGACAUUCAGGAGAAGGCCCGUCAAGAGAUAGAUGAGGUACUAAGGAAGCAUGAUGGAAAGAUAACUUAUGAAAGUAUAGAAGAAAUGGUUUAUGUCGAUAGAAUUAUAAGCGAAACUUUACGAAAAUACCCGGCAGCACCGAACUUAUUACGUAAAUGCACCCAAGACUUCAAUGUUCCGAAUUCCGAAGUAAUAAUUGAGAAAGACACAAUCGUAUUUAUUCCUGCUUACUCAAUCCACCAUGAUCCCGAAAUUUAUGACAACCCUGAAGUAUUUGAUCCAGACCGAUUUUCUCCAGAACAAAUUAAAAAUCGCCAUCCAGUAGCGUUUCUGGGCUUCGGUGAUGGACCAAGAAACUGUGUCGGAUUGAGAUUCGGAAGAAUGCAGUCACGCAUUGGAUUAGUUACGCUUUUGAAAAAUUACCGCUUUAAACCAAGCGCAAAGACAAGGAUGCCAAUGGAAUAUGUGGAAGGAAAUCCCUUACUUUCUCUCAAACACGGAAUUUAUUUAAUUGUCGAAAAGUUACAGAUCGGAGGAUGAUGAAUUUUGGUAGAAUUAAAACGUCACUCGAUAAUACUGUAAAUACAUAUACAUUUUUAGAAUAGAUUUGAGAUUAAAAUGAUAAGCAAUGACAACUUUUUAUCGAUUUUUCAAAAAUAUUUUAUCUUCACCAGUAA
This is a messenger RNA of Hermetia illucens (black soldier fly), 1723 nucleotides long. RefSeq names its product probable cytochrome P450 6a14. Lineage: Eukaryota; Metazoa; Arthropoda; Insecta; Diptera; Stratiomyidae. Bases 60 to 1586 code for a protein of 508 amino acids. The transcript is spliced from 2 exons. Gene Ontology annotation, molecular function: iron ion binding; oxidoreductase activity, acting on paired donors, with incorporation or reduction of molecular oxygen; heme binding. The record is from RefSeq and is a predicted model, not a curated record.